AUGUCAACUAUUGUAACUGUUGAUUCAUCACGCACUUACUCCAUAAGUCCUCCUCCUCCUUCUUGCACCACAUCAUCGUCUCGAUCUCCAUCUCCUAUAUCUUCAACCUCCUCCACUUCGUCAUCAACCUCAUUUUACCAGACAUCAUCUGCUACAUCAUCAACUGAUACUUCGGCAACCUCGUCAACUGAUUCACUAGAUACAGUCAAAUCCUCAGCUUCUGUUUCAACCGUCAAAUUGUUUCCAUUUUCAUCAUCAUCAUCUCCACACGCAUCAAAAGUGGUUGCAUCUUCAUCUUCGGAUUCCAUCACCAUCCCAAUACUGCGUACACCAACACCACCUCAAACAACAGAACCUUCACCUUCAUUACUGCAGGAUACAUCAACACAGCCAUCGCAACGGCAAACAAAGCCAAAGUUUAAACUUCCAAACUACUAUGUACCACCAGCUAAACUAGUCCAUCCUGCAGUUACUGUUGCCGUGUCUCCGCCAUCACCCCCACCACAACAACCUCUUCCACAACCCAAAUCAUUGUUGCAGCUGGCUGCUUUCAACACCACUCCUUCUACAGCUAAACCACCACUAUUGCGCAAGAAAUCGGGUGAGUUGAUCAAGUCUUCACUUAAACUACCUGCAUUACUCCAACGUUCCAUCUCAUCUCCACAUAUUUCAACUGAUGGCGAAGUUGGUGGUAUUGUUUCGCCACGUAAACUGGUUAGAUUUGCUUCAAGAUUAAUCAAUGUUCGCAUGUUUGAUGGCUGUGAUACACCUGCUUCUGUUUCAAGUGCUGGUUCACCUUUGGAUUCACCCGAUGAAGAUGAAGAGGAUUAUUUCUAUGCCAACAGGAACAGGGCCCCCAAGUUUGGUUCAGGUUUUGCCACUGAUGCAUUUGAUUUAUCAGCACCUGCUUAUAUCGACGAUUUUGAAUUUAGCAAGUUUACCAAUAGGACAACAAACUUUGAUUGGGACUUCAAUGUUGCUCAGCCAAAGGAGGAAAUUAAGCAGUAUAGAUUGACUUCACACAAUAUUCCAUCUACUGGAAACCAUUUGUACAGCACCACAUCUCAGUCACCAUCACCAUCACCAUCACCCGAUUCAUCAAAAGUCUGGAUGACCUCAGCGUACUUGUUGAAAGUAAACAACAAGACAUUUUUAUGUGGAUGGUUAAAUGUCGUAAACAUUGCAUUUACAAAGGAGAUCAAUUUGAAGUUGACAAUUGACAAUUGGGCCACUAGUAUUAUAGUUGGUGGGAUCACAAAGUACCAAAAGAGUCUUGAUCCAAACUUGGAUCAGUUUAAGUUUAUGUUGGAUCUCGAACUGUUUAAUAUUGUUGAUGAAAAGACUAUUGAAUUGUGUCUUGAGUACCACACUAAUGGUCAAACGUUUUGGGGUAAUAAUGGACAACAAAAUUACAAAUUUCACAUUGAGAGAAAGGUCAAUAGACAAGUUCCAGUGCAGCAGCAGCAGCAACAACAACUGCAACAACUGCAAAUUCCACCACAGCAAAGACCCAGUCUGAGUCUGGGACUGAGACUGAAGGUUAAACUGAAGCUGGCCAACGCUCUCAAUUCAUCAGGAUAUGAAGAGAUUUGUAACAAGUUGCUCAAUCAUAAAUCCACAUUGGCAUUGAAUUUCACAAACGAUGAGUUUUCAUUCAGACCAAGCUUGAAAAAGAGUUUUUCUACAAGUGAUGUCACAAGUGCUACUGGUGAUUCCAACUCUUUUGUUUCUGGAAAGUAUUCAAAUAGACAGCGCCAAAAACAAGGCGGUCAUAUGACUGGUGGAGCUGAUAAUGCAGGUUCUGGAAUCAAGGAUAUGACGUAUGCUGAUAUUUUACAAAAGUAUUGUUUUGCAGGAACAACGCCAACAACAGCCACUACAUCAACAGAAGAUGCCACGACUAGUAAUGCGACAAGUAUGUCUGCUGCCGUAGCUAGUACACCUCGUAGUAGUGGUAGUGCUACUGCAAUUUCAGCUGGAUUGGUUGCUAGCGCGCCAGCUAGUGCACAUUCGAGUCCAAUGUUGGGAUCACAUUCACCAGUGAGCAAUACUGUCACCACUACACAUAAUCCAACAAGCAUCUUUAUCUGA
Molecule: messenger RNA, 2091 nt
Organism: Lodderomyces theae
Lineage: Eukaryota; Fungi; Ascomycota; Pichiomycetes; Serinales; Debaryomycetaceae
Gene: GAC1
Product: protein phosphatase regulator
Exons: 1
Coding region: 1-2091 (696 amino acids)
Biological process (GO): regulation of glycogen biosynthetic process
Cellular component (GO): protein phosphatase type 1 complex
Molecular function (GO): protein phosphatase 1 binding; glycogen binding
Source: RefSeq, a predicted model, not a curated record